AUGGACAUAGAUUAUGUUAUAAGGAAAGACGAACCACCUGCAAUCACUGAUGAAAGUAGCCCAGCUGACGUUACGCUAUAUGAGCAGUGGGAGCGAUCCAACCGACUCAGCGUGAUGUUCAUUAAGACCAAAAUCUCGGUUGGAAUACGUGGUUCUAUUGACCAGCAUGAAAAGGUCCGAGACUUGCUUAAGGCCAUUGAUGAUCAGUUCAUCACUUCAAAUAAGACUUUAGCAAGCACCCUGAUCAUGAAGUUCUCCUCUCUUCGGCUCACCAAUGUGAAAGGUGUGCGUGAGUACAUAAUGAAAAUGUGA
Messenger RNA from Glycine soja, 312 nucleotides. RefSeq lists its product as uncharacterized. The record is from RefSeq and is a predicted model, not a curated record. Bases 1 to 312 code for a protein of 103 amino acids. Lineage: Eukaryota; Viridiplantae; Streptophyta; Magnoliopsida; Fabales; Fabaceae. The transcript has a single exon.